Calypte anna (Anna's hummingbird) is the source of this 2312-nucleotide messenger RNA. It is a transcript of the gene SLC11A1, whose product is annotated as solute carrier family 11 member 1. The transcript has 15 exons. The record is from RefSeq and is a predicted model, not a curated record. Bases 172 to 1827 code for a protein of 551 amino acids. Gene Ontology annotation, cellular component: plasma membrane. Lineage: Eukaryota; Metazoa; Chordata; Aves; Apodiformes; Trochilidae. Gene Ontology annotation, molecular function: manganese ion transmembrane transporter activity; iron ion transmembrane transporter activity; cadmium ion transmembrane transporter activity. Gene Ontology annotation, biological process: metal ion transport.
AGCCCCCACCAGGCAGGUUCCUUUUCCAAGCAGGCGAGGUGAGGAAGGAGCACUUCCUUCUCCUCCUCCUUGGGAGGACAGUUAGGGGGUCGUUUAAUAUCUGUGUGGCCAGAAUUGCACCCAGUGUCAAGAUCAUUGCUGCCCAGUACCACCUCCAGAUCGGGCCCAGGCAUGGCAUCACUGGAGCCAGGCCUCACCGCAUCCCUGAACCAGGGCCAAGCCCAGGCUUACAGCACCAGGGGGAGCCCCGUGCCCCCACAGCACCGUGGCACCCAGGAUCAGACCUACCUGGACGAGCUCAUCAGCAUCCCCAAGGGUGGCAAGCCUGGUUUCAGCUUUAGGAAACUCUGGGCUUUCACUGGUCCUGGUUUCCUCAUGAGCAUCGCCUACCUGGACCCAGGCAAUGUGGAGUCAGACCUACAAUGUGGGGCAGUGGCGGGAUUCAAGCUGCUCUGGGUGCUGCUGUGGGCCACUAUCCUGGGGCUGCUGUGCCAGCGCCUGGCCAUCCGGCUGGGUGUGGUGACGGGGAAGGACCUGAGUGAGAUUUGCUACCUCUAUUACCCCAAGGUGCCUCGCGUGCUGCUAUGGCUCAUGAUUGAGAUUGCCAUCAUUGGCUCCGACAUGCAGGAGGUAAUUGGGACAGCCAUCGCCUUCAGUCUGCUCUCAGCUGGCCACAUCCCUCUCUGGGGUGGGGUCCUCAUCACCAUCGUGGACACCCUUUUCUUUCUCUUCCUCGACAAGUAUGGACUCCGCAAACUGGAGGCUUUCUUUGGCCUCCUUAUCACCAUCAUGGCCCUGACCUUUGGCUACGAGUAUGUGCUGGCAAGACCAGGGCAGGUGGAGGUGUUGAAGGGAAUUUUCCUGCCUUACUGUCUGGGCUGUGGGCGAGAGGAGCUGCUUCAGGCUGUGGGCAUUGUUGGUGCCAUCAUUAUGCCUCAUAACAUCUUCCUCCACUCCUCCUUGGUCAAGACAAGGGUGAUUGACCGGUCCAAGAAGGAGGCGGUGCAAGAGGCCAAUACAUAUUUCCUGAUCGAGUCCUGCCUGGCCCUCUUUGUCUCCUUUCUCAUCAACCUCUUUGUCAUGGCUGUCUUCGGCGAGGCUUUCUACCACCAGCGAAACGAGGAUGUGCACAACAAGUGUAUCAACAGCAGCAUCAGCCACUACGCCAACAUCUUCCCUACCAACAAUGAGACGGUCUCUGUGGAUAUCUACCAGGGGGGUGUCAUCCUGGGAUGCUAUUUUGGGGCAGUGGCACUGUACAUCUGGGCCAUUGGGAUCCUGGCAGCAGGGCAGAGCUCCACAAUGACCGGGACCUACGCGGGACAGUUUGUCAUGGAGGGCUUCCUGCAGCUCCGCUGGUCUCGCUUUGCACGGGUGCUCUUCACCCGCUCCUUUGCCGUUUUGCCCACUGUUUUCGUGGCUGCCUUCAGGGAUGUCAGUCAUCUCACAGGCAUGAACGACCUGCUCAAUGUCCUCCAGAGCAUCCUGCUGCCCUUUGCUGUCCUGCCUGUCCUCACCUUCACCAGCCUGCGCCCACUAAUGCAGGACUUCACCAACAGCCUCCCCGGGAAGGUGCUAAUGACCCUCAUCACCGGGCUGGUCUGUGCCAUCAACAUCUACUUCGUCGUGGACUUCCUGCCCACCCUGCAGGGCUUUGAGUACUACAUCCCCCUGGGCCUGCUGCUGGCUGCCUAUGUGGCCUUUGUCACCUACCUGAUCUGGACUUGCAGCAUCGCACAUGGAGCCAGGUUUCUUGCCCAGGGCCGCCACAGCCGGUUCAGUUUUGGCAUCUCCCUCGACCCACCGGUGCUGGCAGGGACACAGUGACAGACCCUGUCCUCUCCUACUGACCCCCACUCCCUGCCCAGCACACCCCCACACCAACUUGAUGCCACAACAAGCCCUGGGAACUACAUUUUGGCCAUGAGGAAGCAAGGAAAGGGUUAACAGCCAGGCAGACGUCCUUUCAAUCUUUUAGAGCUCCCUCCCCAAUUCAGGGUGCUGUGCAGGUCCAGGCUGUAUGCUGAGAGGGAAGGGCGGGAGCAACGGGAGGUGUCCCCAGCCCUUAGCACAGAGGCUUGAGUGAGCAAGUGGCCCCGGAGACCUCCCCUCCUCAUUAGUGGCAGUAGUCGCAGGUCCCCGGGACCGCUGAUUACCGCCCGGGACCGCUAAUUACUGCCCGGGACCGCUAAUCACCUCCCGGGACCGCUACCAUCAACCAUCCCUGCCCGGGAGGGCCAGGGCCACCAGCCCCUCCACCGGACCGGCUAGAACCCCACGCAGGGCUCCUAAAUUCGGGCUGUGGGGGAGGA